Mizuhopecten yessoensis (Yesso scallop) is the source of this 1612-nucleotide messenger RNA. Its product is annotated as GPALPP motifs-containing protein 1-like. NCBI's taxonomy places the organism in Eukaryota, Metazoa, Mollusca, Bivalvia, Pectinida, Pectinidae. The transcript is spliced from 6 exons. The record is from RefSeq and is a predicted model, not a curated record. The coding region runs from base 80 to 1108 and encodes 342 amino acids.
GGCGUGAGCUCAAAUAUGGCGACCAUGUACAACUAAAAUUUGUAACUCGAUAACUUUUUUACUUAUAACACAUGUCAAGAUGUCAGAAGAAGAAUAUGGACCAGCUCUUCCUCCGGGGUUUUCAAGUCAGAAAUCAAAAGAUCAGACAUUUCAAACAUCUAAGGAAGAUUAUCAAGAUUCAAGUUCAGAUAAUGACAAUGAUGGUUCUAUAGGACCAGCAUUACCACCAUCAUUGAAACAGACAAAAAUAAAAUCACAUCAAACACAGCCAGAAAAUGAUAACAUUGGUCCGGCUCUUCCACCUGGCUUCGGGCAACAUAAAGCUGAGGUGAGAAAGAGUUCAGUGGAGAAAGAGAUUAUUGGACCGGUGCUACCCCCACACCUACGGCCAGUCUCUGGAUCAGCAGAUCUAGAGAGUUUUAGACCAAUGGUCAAAGGUCCUGCACUUCCACCUGGCUUUACAAAACACCGGGGAGACGUCUCUGAUGAAUCCUCGGCUGAUGAGGAAACUAUUGGGCCACUCCCUACAGAAAUGGACAGAGGGGAUUCCGCUGGCUAUACCGCCUACCAGUUUGAAGAACGUGCAAAGAAAAUGAGAGACAGACUUGAAGGAAAGGACAGCAAGGAAGAGAAGAUUGCUAGGGAAUCUUGGAUGACUGAGUUGCCAUCAACCAAGCUUGGACAGAGCAUAGGACUAAGUGCACGCACUUUCAGGGCCAACGCAGGUCCUGACCUCACAGACAGAUCUGCGUGGACUGAUACUCCGGAGGAAAAGGAAAAGAAACUGAAUGAAGAGAUAACUGGGACAGAAAAAGGAAGUAAGAGGAGCCGUGAAGGUUAUUGUCCAUCAAAACGUGACAAGAAGCUGAGGAAGCAGAUUGAGGAAUAUAAUAAAUCCAAACGUCCUGAAUCGCUGAUGGACAUGCACGAGAAAAAGCUUAAGAAUGAAAAGAAAAAUGAAGAUGACGGACCAAAGGAAAGGCGGCCAUUCGACAGAGAUCUCGACCUUCAAGUUAACAAAUUUGAUGAAGCUCAGAAGAAAUCGAUCAUUAAGAAAUCUCAGAAGCUUAACACCAGAUUUGGACAUGGGUCAACAGAAUUUUUAUAAUAAAGAUGAUAAAAAAUGAUUGUUUUAUUGUGGCUGAAUAGGACAAUGUUAAAUUUGAGACUGAGAUAGCUGUUUUACAAUUUAGAUAACAUAACACAUUUAAUCAAAGCCUGGUUAGCUUAAUAUCAUGUAAAUGUAAAUUUUGAAAAAUUGGUUUUGAGAAAUGUCUGGAAAUCAACAAAUAUUUUCAUUAUCAAUAUAUCACCAAUAAUUUUUGCCUUCAGACUUAUUUAUUCUUGGAACCUUUUCAAUGUAAAGAUAUACAAUAAACAUUGUGUGAUCUGAGAAUUUUGCACAAGCUAACUAAUCAAGCUUUUAUUACUAGUCCUAUGCACUUAACUAAAUACCUCCUCAUAUGUGCACGCCUGCUCACCACUGCAGGUCAGCGAUUGGGUAAUAGGAGGCAACUAAUGUGGGAUUUGCUAUCGUUAAAGAAAACAAAACCUUGUGUGUGUGCCUUCCUGUGCAUUUGAUGUGUAGACGUUUUUGGCUGCUUCAAUGUUU